Diceros bicornis minor is the source of this 6032-nucleotide messenger RNA. Its product is annotated as interferon alpha-inducible protein 27-like protein 2B. The transcript has 4 exons. Lineage: Eukaryota; Metazoa; Chordata; Mammalia; Perissodactyla; Rhinocerotidae. Gene Ontology annotation, biological process: apoptotic signaling pathway. The record is from RefSeq and is a predicted model, not a curated record. Gene Ontology annotation, cellular component: mitochondrion; membrane. Bases 5149 to 6021 code for a protein of 290 amino acids.
UUUUAGUGCAGUGGUUGUCCGCUUAUUGAGUACCUACUGUGUGUCUGAAGCCUUGCAAACAUUUUAGGGUUUCAUUUACAACCCAACCACCCUGUUUGGAGGUGCUGUUUUCCCCGGUGUUUUUAUGCUUGGCCUGUUCACUGAUGGUUGGGGUAGGUCGGCCUGACUCCAGACCCCACGCUUUAAUCAAGCUAAACUGGCUUCUUUGAUGCGUGCAGAGAGAUCAGCUUCACAGUAGAUAAUCACUUUUUCCAUGUGGGUAUCACCUGACCAUCUGGGACACCUUUCCCAUAUGCUGUCUCUGUGUCUGAUGACUGUGGGAAGUGCUAAAGGACAAUGGGGGGAUUCACCAAGCUGAGGUCAAGUGAGCGUCCCUACUCUCCGUGGAGCCACCAUGGGACAGAGCUUAACUCAUAUCUUGGGGGAACUUGCCAGUGUGUCACCAAGAGUCUGGGUGGCAUAAAGCCUGUGCCCAAGUGUACGUGACAAGAGACUGGAGCUGUCCCUGAUGACAGAGUGAGGAGGAAGGCUGCAUAUCCCUCCGUGGCGGGACAAAGGUUCCUGUCUCUUCUGGGCGGGUUACACACCUUCGAGGAUUGCAGGGUUGGUGUGUGGCUGCAUGCCCAGUUGGGUGAGCAGUGUAGGAUAGGUUGUGGAGAGAUCAAAGAAAAGACCCGGAGAUGGCGAACCAGACAUAGAGGUUUAUUGGGAGUUACUUACAGGGAGGUCUGGUGGUGGCCGACCAGACAGGAACGUGCACCCGCCACCGCGGGCGGGGAGGGGGUUGCUUAUAUAGGCAGGGGACACAAAGGCUAUAUGCUUGCCAAGGGGUUGUCCCUGGUAUGAUCAGCGUUCCCAGGAAUGUAGCUCACGUGGAGGGGCUCUGUGCCUCUUUAAGACGGGGUGUUCUUUAAGUGAGAUAAGGUAAGAUUAAGUGAGAUAAGGUAAGAUCCGGGGCUGCACAGGCGCUGGAUUGUUACAGAUCCCAGCAGCUGGGCGUCCUGCCCAGAAGGAGCCAGAAGGACACAUGGUUGCAAUGGGCUUGUGGGCUCUUGCUGAGCAAGCAAGGCCCAGGCCCUACAGUUGUCUUGACAGAACCUCUCCUACGGGGGCUGUUUAGUGGGAAAAGGGACCUCACCAGAGAGAGGCUGGAAGUAGGGCCCCUGAAGUGGGACUUGGGGACCAUCUUGAGGGGUCAAAAUGGUGCAUGGUGGAGAUUCUCAGUAGAGGUCUCUGAAAAACUGACAAAAGCAUCUUUAUUAGUCAGGGUUCUCCAGAGAAAUAGAACCAACAGGGUAUGUACAUAAUGUGAGCACAUGGCCAGAAUUGCUCCCAGGGUCUUGGAAGGAGCUGGUACAAGCAAGAGUCCCUUAACUCAGGCUUCUUUCGCUUCGUGGUAGACCUGCCUUUGCCUCUAUCAUCAGUGGCUACAUAGGAUUCUAGUAUGUGGAGGUAUAAAACUUUGUGUACUCGAUUUCCUGUUGAUUCAAACUUGUUGUCAUUAGAAACACCAUGAUAAUCAUUCACGUGCUGUUUUUGUGCACUUUUGAUUCUUUCCUUACAAUGAAUUCCAAGAAGCAAAAUUUCUGAGUCAAAUGGAAUGAAAGCUUUUACUGCAUGUUUCUGUGUCACUGACCAGAAAGUAUGUGUCAGAACACACUCCCCCCAGCAGGAUAUAGGAGUCACCUUUCCUCAUCAUGCAAACACUGGGUGUUUUCGGGUUAUUUACUUCCUGGAGUAGAUACUGAGUGAUACUCACUCAGCUCUGUUUCAUCCCCUGCUGUGAACCCUCCACAAUAGAGAGCUAAUGACCUCAUUCCCCAGAGUCUCUCAUAGCACCAGUUCUGCAAAUGACCUGGAUUGUGCCAAGCAGACCUCCCGUCCCAGAACUGGAAGGUGCGGGACUUGGUUUUCAGCAGCAGCAGUAGACAGUCCCAAGAUCCAGUUCUUACCUUAUCGAGAUGCAUCAUUUUACUGGCAUAGGUGAUAUCCGAGGCAGUUCAGUCUCAGAGCCAACAAGUGGGAUAGUGGCUUCCUCAUACCCCAGUUUCUUGACCAUGGCAGUGGUCACUGCAUCGUUGGGGGCCCAGUUCUUCAGUGUCAUUUUUUUUUUGUGAGGCAGAUCAGCCCUGAGCUAACAUCCGUGCCAAGCCUCCUCUUUUUGCUGAGGAAGACUGGUCCUGGGCUAACAUCCGUGCCCAUCUUCCUCCACUUUGUGUGGGACACCGCCACAGCAUGGCUUGCCAAGUGGUGCGUUAGUGCGUGACCAGGAUCUGAACCCGGGCCGCCAGCAGCCGAGCGCGCGCACUCAACCACUGCGACCACGGGGCCAACUCCUUCAGUGUCAUUCUGAGGAGAGUGUCAUUCCUGGAACCUCAGCCUAGAACUUCCUCCUCCAAUCCUGGAACAAUUUUGUAGGCACCUAAUUCCCUGUGUUAAAACCCAUUCUGCUUAAGUUAGCUGGAGUGAUUUCUGUUACCUGCGGCCAAACCCUGGCUGAUAGAGGCGUCACACGCGCGUGCGUGCACAGACAUACAAUAUCUCCUUUAAAAAAUUAUUUUCCCAUUAGUGAGAUUGAACAUCUUUUCAAAUAUUUAUUGGCCACAUGUAAUUCUCUCUUUAGGAACUACCUCUUUUAGUCUUAGCAUUCCUUUUUAAAGACAGUUCUUUUCAAAAAUUUUUCCAUAAGAAGUCUCUUUACAUUGGGGAUACUAAUGGUGAGACUGUUUUGGGUUUUUCUCCCCCAGUAGAUCACUUGUCUCUUAACUUUGUUCAUGGUGUUUUUAAUGUCACACGUGGUCUGAUGGUAUCAUUCUUUUCUGUCCUACAAGUUGUCUUUCUAGCUGUCUUCUAGUGACAGGAAAUUCAGAGAAUGUCUCUGUUUCUCCGGGUGGGGGAUGUCCUUGCAGCCUCGAGUUCUGCUGGGAAGGAGAGCGGAUACCAACUGAUACGGAGGAGGGGCUCCUGCAACCCGGCUCUGAAAACCUCUCCCCUGCUUGUGCCAGGGACAGUGCUCAGGCAGGAGCCCAGUGAAGCUGGAGCAGGGGAGGCUGAACUGGUUGGGUUGUUGUUCCAAAGCUAAACGAAGCUGGGGGCUGGGGGACGGGCGGGGCUGUGGGCUGGCCACCUCGUCUCCUCGUCUUGCGUGAGAGGCAAAGCCUCAUUGCUCAGGCCGUUCAAGGAUAUCCCAAGCAGAGGCCCCUCCCGCCCUUGAUUCUGCCCCUUCUUUCGUUUCCUGCCCCUCCUUUCUUCCCCAACUUCACCCUGCAAUUCUCACUUUCCUCUCUCCUCCUUAUUCUUUCUUUCAUUCAAAACAUAUUUACUCAGUACUGAGUGCUGACCCAAGAGAAAAAGACAGACCAAUCUAUACUUUCAUGAGACUUAUUCUGCAAAGGGCAAGGGACAGAAACAAGUAAAUGUCAUAAGUGUAUUUUCUGAGUGCCUGCGUUUCUCCAAACUAAUACGGCAGGCACAUCAAGGUUAAUGAACUUGCCCAAGGUCACACUAGUUGUUAAUGAACAAUCCAGGCCACUGGUCAGAUAUCAUGCUGUUAACCCCCAGCCUGCGCUGCAUCCCUGAUUAUUACAGAUAUGGGCUUAGGGCUCUAAGCCAUUUGUCGGCAAAUGUAAAAUGUUUUGUACUGUAAAUUUGUACAUCCUGGGGGCACAGGGGAGAGAUGACCUCAUACAAAAUGAAGUUCGUAAGAUGUGCGGUCACAGUGUAGUGAAAAGGAGGACUAGGGAUUUCUCACAGAUCCAAGAAGGGGAUUUUGAGAGGGAAGGUAAUGCUCCUGGCAUUGGGGUAUGUUGGAAUUAGGUUAUCCUGAAGACCAGCCCACACUUGUUCCAUCCUUAGGUUAGCAACGCAAAAGUGAGGUCUAACUGGCACCAAGCCUGGGAUGAGAAUGACUCACCUGUGGGGUUAAUGUCACCCAGGGUGGGACUGUUUAGCUGGCUGGAGUCCUUAGCAGCCUCACCAAGCGCAGGACUUCAGACACUGCUCUGCGUUCUCAGGCAGUUACCUCCCAAGGUAGACAGGAGCCUGGGAAGUGGGGAAGUGGGGGGCAGGGCAUCCCUCUUUGCCUUCGUCCAGGCUGCUGUGAUCCGAGGUGAGUGUCUGCUGGGAAGGGACUUGAACCCACCUUUCCCCUGAGUCUUUGAGAGCUACCAGUGUGUCCCAACCCAGGUUACUCUUAAGCCCUAAGACUUAGGCUGGGUUGGGGGCGGUGGGCGGGGGACAGAGAUGGGAUAUUAGAGAUGAACAGAACCCUGGAGAGCAGAGAGCCAAGCAAAGUCACUAACGUUAAAAGCUGUGGUCGGGGCCGGGCUGGUGGCACAGCGGUUAAGUGUGUGCGCUCUGCUUCUGCGGCCCGGGGUUCGCAGGUUCGUAUCCCGGGCACGCACCAGCGCACCGCUCGUCAAGCCAUGCUGUGGCGGCGUCCCAUAUAAAGUAGUGGAAGAUGGACCAAUCUUCCUCAGCAAAAAAAAAAAAAAAAAAGAGGAGGUUCGGCAUCCGAUGUUAGCUCAGGGCUGAUCUUCCUCACAAAAAAUAAAUGAAUAAAUAAAAGCUGUGGUCUGCAGAUUUGGGGAGCGUGCUGGAAGUAGCCCACAGACUGCCAUAGGACAGAGGGCAGGGCUUGGGCCAACAGAGAGGUGCUCCGUCCCUACCCUGGUCCAUCACAGAUCAGGCAGGGCACUUCCAGUUUUCACACUCUGUUUCUGGGAAAGACAGUGGUGACCGUAGGCUCUGCACCUGGUGUUCCCACAUUGCCACCAAGAUGUCAGCUAAAGCCAUAGAGAAUGGAGAAGGAGUAGCUGCUGACCCCCUUCUGCAGAAUGGUGAGUGCCCUUGGGGACGCCCUGGAGGAGGAGGUGGCCCAGGGUUUGGGAUGUGUGGCCUGGGGCAGAGGGGCUCUGGGUUCUGGCCUGGAGCUGCCGCUAAGGGGCACUGUGUCUGAGCAAGUAUCUUUCCUCCUGGGCGUCAGCCUCCUCCUCUGUGAAGUGAGGGACCUGCCAGCUCUCGGUUGGUGGCGGGGUCUCUCUUUCUCUGUCUUCUCCUUGGGUUCACUUCCAAGCGUUCCCAUCACCCCUGAGCGCAGCUGCUACUGAGGUCCCCUCCCCACAUCAGAAUUCUUGGGAGCUUCAGGAAAUGGCAGAGGGUGCUGUGUGGGGCCUCUGGGCCUCAUGCUCUCCUCAGGGGCCUGGGGCCUCUGGUCCCACAGCUGCCCACCCCACUGUGGACUCCCCCUCUCCUUUUCCAGAGGAGGAUGAACCUUCCCAGUCAUCCAACGUGGUCGAGGCCGCAGCUGGUUCUACACCUGGGGGUCCACCGCAGGGGCCAGAUGCCCCAGGUGGUUCUACUCCUGGAGGGCCACCGCAGGGGCCGGAUGGACCAGCUGAUUCUACUCCUGGGGGACCACCGCAGGGGCCGGAUGCCCCAGGUGGUUCUACUCCUGGGGGACCACCACAGGGGCCGGAUGCCCCAGGUGGUUCUACUCCUGGGGGGCCACCACAGGGGCCGGAUGGACCAGCUGGUUCUACUCCUGGGGGGCCACCACAGGGGCCGGAUGGACCUGACUCUGACCCCACAGACGCACCGCAGGACAAAAGCAGGAAUUUCUUCUCCACUGCAGCCAGGGUUGCUGCUGGAGCCGUGAUCGGAGGAGUUGUGGCCGUGGCGGCUGUGCCCGUGGUGCUGGGCGCCAUGGGCUUCACCGGGGCAGGAAUCGCCGCUGGCUCCAUAGCGGCCAAGAUGAUGUCUGCAGCCGCCAUCGCCAACGGGGGCGGAGUUGCCGCAGGCAGCCUGGUGGCUACUCUGCAGUCAGUGGGGGCAGCUGGACUCUCCGCGUCAUCCAGUGUCCUCCUGGGCUUCGCUGGGUCAGCUUUUGGGGGCCUUGCUGGGAUGUUCACACAAGGCCGCCCAAAAGGUGGACCCAAGGCUGAAGGCGACCAGCCAGGAGAAAAUGCAUCCCAAGGGGAACCUCCGAAACCCCCACUCAGGUCAGAGAAGCCUGAGAAAUAAAGAUCAUGGCA